Physella acuta is the source of this 2366-nucleotide messenger RNA. RefSeq names its product SMC5-SMC6 complex localization factor protein 2. The record is from RefSeq and is a predicted model, not a curated record. NCBI's taxonomy places the organism in Eukaryota, Metazoa, Mollusca, Gastropoda, Physidae.
UUUUAAUAACUCUGACUCUUUAACAUAGAGCUUAAGCACAUAGAUUUAGAUAAAAACCAUGACAUAAACAUAAAGUGAAUAAAGCUAAACACAGUUUAGUGAAACACCACAAAUGGAGCAACAACCAGAUGAUAUUACAGUGAUUGAUGAUUCUGAUGAUGAUCUUGAAGAUAUCGACAAGUACAUUGGAGAGAAGGAUAACGAUGAUGACCUUGGUGCCUCAAGUCUUAAUACAUCUGAAAACUUUUCUAAUCCGCCUAUAAACUCAGCUGCCCUGACAAACAGGUUGGAAUCUCUUGUUCUAGAGAUAAAAUCUGAGGAAAAAAAGUCCAAUGAUCUACAUGAAAUAAAGCAAUCAUUGCUGAAUGAUAUUUCUAAUAAAACUUAUGAAGACAGCUACUUCAAUGACGACAAACACAAAUUAGCUACUGAACAUGCAGAUCAUAUUUGCAAGUUAGAGGUCAAGCCUAGCCAGCUGAAAAAAAUUCACCCUGGCUUGCUCGUGUUUCAUCAGGAGAAGUUUUGUUGUUUGUUAACCCAGUCAGUUAAACCUGUGACCUUUGGAUACCAGCUAGGAUCUUCUGCGUUAGACAAAGCUAUUAUGUCAUCCAAUUUAAAUUCUUUGCUACUGUCCAAGUUGCUUGUGGUCUCUGCAAGCAAAGUUACCUCCCUUGACUCUAUCUUGUUGUGGUUGUGGAACUUGAUGUCCAUCCAUACGUCCCCAAUAACUGUUGAAUCCUGUCAUCACAAUCUGAAGCUCAUCAUUCAACAACUGCAGGUGCACAAAAUGUCAGAAGCUGGGAGACAUAAAGCAGUCUGGUGUCCACGGCCAAUGGAUCUUCUACGUUUGCUGGUCAAUUUGGGUGCUGAUGCCGAAGAUGUACUUGGAGAACAAAGUGUUUACAGUGCCGUUGAUGUUAGUGCUGCAUUAUCCAAAGAUGCCUCAAAAUCUGAUGAACCAAUUCAAUAUUGUAGUCAAAUUAUCAAAAAUUUUGGGAAAGUACUUGAUGUAUUAACAUUGUUUGUACAAAUGAGACCUCCAUUGACCAAGGAAGAUUUGACUUUGAUGUUUUUGAUGCUUGCUAAAACAUCAUUAGACAUCUCAUUUCAAAGUUUAAGCUGUCAUGAGUUUCUGAGGUGCUUAAGCUCCAUAUUAGAGUGUUACACACUAUCUGAGUGGCCAUCAGUGGCUAUAGAGUUGUGUAUGAAGCUGUCCAAGCUAACAGAUGACCAUCACAACCAGUGCUAUCUUACAGAGUUGCUACAAAGUAGUGCAAGGGGAUGUUAUUUAAAAAGUCGACUUUGCUAUUUAUUCUUGCGUCAGCUACUCAUAGCUGAUGAGGUUCAGAUAGAGAAACUUCUAGACCUGAAACUCUCAGAUAUUUUAAACCUUGGGGCUACCAGUGAGAACAACCAGCCUGCCCUGACCACUGGCCUACUGCAGCUUGUCCGCACUGACCUGUAUAAACUGUCUUCUGCUCUAGAGUUGCUGGAUGGGUGUGUUGGGGCGGAGCUGCACAGGUCGACUCAGUCAGUGCCUGAUCUAGAAAAUUUGAUCAGCCAAAUCAAGGUUGUCAUGAAUGAAACAAAAGACAAUAUGGACAAAUUAGACUCUUCAAAGGUAAAAGGCAGCAUAAACCAUUUGAUUGUGAAGUGGUCAAUGACAGUACAGAAUUCUAAAAGCAAACAGAGGAGCAUCUUUACAUGGAUGACUGCAGCUUCACAUGAACCAGUUCAAGUUGAAGUUCUCAAAGACAAGAAAUCACCACAGUGGGAUGAUGACGAUGAUAUUAUGGACCCCAAAGCUGACUCAUGAAAUACUACACCCCCAAUGUUGAAUGAGGAAAUUGUUAGACUCAAAUAAUGAAGGAGGAGAUACUACACUGCCAUUUUGAAUGAGGAGAUAUUUGGACAAUUAAAAAAUAAUGGAGCGAAAUUUUGAAUAUCUUUUCUUAUUCAUUAUUUAGAGUUUAUUCAUUAAUCCAGGAUGAUACAAAAUUGUACAUCUUAAAGUUGGAAAAUGCUUAAUUCAUGUUCAUUUUCCAUCCCUAACAUUUGCAAUGUUCAGCUAUUUGAAGAUAGUUGUGUAAAAUAUGUGUUAUUCUGUUCCAAUGUUUUGUUCAUUAUUUGUAAUUUUAUACAAAUAAACUUUUCAUGCUUUAAAAGUCCUAGGGUACUUAUUUUCUUUCUUUUUAAAUAAAACUCUAUAAAUUGGAUUAUCCUUCCAGAAAUACUGGUACAUAGGGCUAAUGAAGUUGAUUUCACUUGUUGCCAUGUCUCCCAACAUGUAGGUAGAUGAUAUUAUAGUUGGUUCUUUGCUAAGCAACUAUUAUUUUAUACCUAACUUGAUUCUGCUAUCAAACAGU